CUUAAUUUUUAUAAAAAUUAUUAUAAUAAAAAUAAUUAUUAAGAAAGUUUAAAAACUAUUGAAAACAUACAAAUAUGUUCUAUUGAAUUAGCUAAAAAAAUCUACUAAGUAAAUCUUAAUCCAUAUCAAUUUAACAAAUGUAACUCUUAUAAAAUAAAAAAGAUAUAGUGAGAGAGUAGGUCUGGAUAUUCAGAUAUUCGGGUCAACUGCUUUUUAUCUGGAUUCUUUGGAUCAUAAACAUUUAGACACAAUAAAUAUUUGAAUUCUUUUAAUUAGGGUUUAGGUUGGUUCCAUGUCCGGGUCGGUUCGGAAUAAUAAUUCAAAUACAUGUAACAUACAUUUAAUAUUUGGGUAUAUAUCAGAUUUAGGUUGGUUCAGAUAUUAAGAUCUGAAAAGAUUAGAAAUACCUGAAAACCUUAAAAUAAUCUGAAACUUGAAAAAUAACCAAAAACUCAACAAAUACCCAAAAUAUAUUCAGAUACUCGAAAAAGAUCUGAAAUGCUUUCCGAAGUAUAACCCAUAAAACCAAAAAUAUAUUUUAAAUUUUUACAUGAAAUCUGAAAGUAUAACUGAAAACUUAACUAAAAAAAAAGAAUAUCUGUAAUAUCGAAAACAUAUCCAAAAUACACAAAUAUACCUAAUAUACAUACAACAUUUCAUGUACGUUGGGUAUCAGACCGGGUUUUGGGUAGGAUCCGUCCAAACCAAGAUCCAGUGGUCCAAAAAAUAUCCAAUAUGUACAUUUUCCUGGACUCGGACACGAUCGUUUUUUUUUUAGAUUCGAGUAAAUGUCUAGGUUUAAGAAAGAUAAUUAUAUAAAAAUAUACAUAAAAAAAUCUCAAAUAAACUAAUUCAUAAAUUAUAUAAUUUUAAACAAAUUCACUUCUUCAAUAUUAUACAAUUUUGUUACAUAAUAAUGUACAACAGCCAUAAAAUAUUAAUUCAUGUCAAAUUUUGUCCAUAAUUAAAAAAAUCACGCUUCGAGUAUAAUUCAAAAAACUCCGCGUUUCGAAAGCGCGGGUCAAAAUCUAGUUAAACCAUUAUAAUCAGUUAAAUUUUCGUAAAUAAUAUUGCUAUUAGUGGGCUUACCGUAGUGCUUAUAGGGCCCAUAAAUGAAUGAACCAUUAAGAUAUCAAUUCAAUUUUGUGUCUUUCAGAUUGCAGCAAUACACCCACCAAAGCCUUCUUCCUCAGUUUUCAUAGCUUCACGUCUUCCUCUACAUUUGGUGGACGAUGACGCUUUUCCACUUCUUCAACUGUGCGAUUCUCACAUUUGGACCCCACGCCGUCUACUACUCCGCCACUCCCUUAUCUGAAUAUGACACUCUUGGAACCUCCGUGAAGGCUGCUCUUGUCUACCUUGCCACAGCUUUGGUUAAGCUUAUUUGUUUGGCAACUUUGCUGCAAGUAUCUGAGACUCAAGUAUUCGACCCAUACCAGGAAGCACUGAAAGCAAUGAUUGGCUUCAUCGAUGUUGCUGGUCUUUAUUUUGCUCUGGCUCAGCUAACACACAGGAACAUCUCCCAGAACCACAAGUUUCAAGCUGUUGGCCUUGGAUGGGCAUUUGCAGAUGCUGUUUUACACAGGUUGGCACCUCUUUGGGUUGGUGCUCGAGGACUGGAGUUCACUUGGGAUUAUGUUUUGCAAGGGCUUGAAGCCAAUGCGAAUUUGGUGUUCACGAUAUCUUUAGCUGCUCUAGGUUCGUUGAUGUGGCUACGCAAGAACAAGCCAAAGACAAUGAUCCCCAUCAUAUACACGUGUGCACUGAUCAUCGCCACUAUGCCUUCAAUCACAAGCUAUCUAAAGAGAGUCAUGGGAUGGCAUUUCCCAAAAAUUGUUGGGUUUGAGAUGUUAACUUCUCUGGUGAUGGCUUUCAUUAGUUGUCAGCUCUUCAUCCUCUGUCAGAGACGGUCUUUGUGAUUCCACACAUGGUCGAAAGACCAAACAAAUUUGGACUGCUCUUAGCCAUAGAACUUUUUGUUUAUGGGUAACUCUUGGGACGUACUAGCCUUGUUUUUAGUUCCUUGAAAAGUUGAUCUUUAAUUUGUAGAAGAAUACUGAACACUUUUGAAAAAAAAAGAAUAUUGAUCUGGUCA
This is a messenger RNA of Brassica rapa (field mustard), 2095 nucleotides long. Its product is annotated as transmembrane protein 147. NCBI's taxonomy places the organism in Eukaryota, Viridiplantae, Streptophyta, Magnoliopsida, Brassicales, Brassicaceae. The record is from RefSeq and is a predicted model, not a curated record.